This is a messenger RNA of Vombatus ursinus (common wombat), 3907 nucleotides long. RefSeq names its product MIS18 binding protein 1 (gene MIS18BP1). The transcript has 17 exons. The record is from RefSeq and is a predicted model, not a curated record. NCBI's taxonomy places the organism in Eukaryota, Metazoa, Chordata, Mammalia, Diprotodontia, Vombatidae. Bases 184 to 3753 code for a protein of 1189 amino acids.
AAAAGCCGGUGUGGCUGUAGGUAGCGGGCGAAAGGAGGAGCCCGAGCCGAGCAGGAUAAAACCAUGAAGAAAAUUGAAGUUUUCUUGAAUUCUACUUUCCCCGUUUUCCCUUGAAGUUUUACUGUGAACAAUUAGUUUUAAAUAAAUUUUCUGUUAAAGGACUUUUUUGGUAAUCUUAUCAAGAUGAUUACAUCAUGUCCACAAAGUCCAGAAACACCAAAGUUUUCAUUGAAUUCUCUUAGAAGAGGAAAUGCACCGAUUAAUGCAGUUCUUUCAAAAAAUAUACCUUCAGAAACUCUUACACCAUUAAAAGAUUUAGUGAAAUAUAAAAACAACAAUUUAAAUGACAACAAUACAAAUGACCUUAAAGAGCACUUGAGCUCAGAAACAGAACAAUGUAAGAAUGAAAUCAGUUCACUUCGGUCAACAAUAAUAGCUGGUAAUCUUGGCUCUGACAAUUUUUCGGAUGGCUCUGAUGAAAAAGCUAAUGAACACAGAGAAGCAACAUUUUUUCCAAAUGAGGAAGUUUUCAAAGGAAACAAAACUUUUGACAUUGUAACCUAUGACUCUCCUGCAAAAAUAUUUCAAAGAAUGAAAGCAAGGUCACUAGAAGCUACUCAAAAGCAGUCACUUAAAGACAGUAUAUCGUUGGAGUUACAGAGAAGUCAAAGAGAUGUGAUCUUGAGCCCUCUUUCACUGGAGAAAAGUAAACUGGAUAAGACUUUUAUUUCUGGCUUUCCUGAUUUUCACAAAGUGUCAUCAGAUGAUCAUUCAUUUUCAGGUGAACCUUCUGUUUCUUCAGGAAGAAAAACCUCUUCCCUACCUAGUGAGGCUCCCCUGAUAAAUUUCCAGAAUAAAUUUUUCCUUCCAGUAAAACAAAAGAUCCCAUAUCAGCAAGAAAACCAAUCUUUUCAUCAGAAUUUAACUUAUGACAUUACAACUUCGAAAGAAAGACAUGAAAACAUUUCAACUUCAGUAAUUCUGAGUGAAGCAUUAGCCAGAUCUGCCAGGCUCGUUCAAGACGAUGAAAACAGAAUUACAAGUGUUGAAUUCAGCUUGUCUGAUACCCUUAUUUUGGAAAGCAUCGAUGCUGAUGAUGAAAGAUCUCAAAGUCCUAAUACUAAUGGUAUCAGUAUUGACUGUGUACCAGCUAACACGGGCAACCAGUUAUCAAAAUGUGACAGUGAAGUGCCUACAAAAGGAUCAUUAGAUCAGGAAAUGAGUGAAGAAAAUGAAGAAAAAAUCUCUGAGACUGUCCAACAGGGUUCUGCAUCAGAUACGUUCAAAGUUUUGACUGCAGCUCCUAAAACUCACAUAGUAGCACCAGAGAAAAAAGUUUCUAAGGUUUCCACAAGUGUAUCACACACCAAUAAAAAUGCAUUCACUACCAAAAAAAAGGAAAUUUGUCUCCAGAAAUGGAUGAUUAGGAACAUGAAUAAUAACACUGCUGUGUGUGUAGAAGGAAAAUUGAUAGAUACUCCUGACUUAUAUUGGCAUAGUAAUGCAAUUGUUGAACGUCUUGACUACAACAGACUUAGGACUAUAUCAGGCAAUAUCUAUGUAUUAAAAGGAACAAUAGACACAAUUUCCAUGAAAGAAGCAGGGUUUCCAGCUAGUUUUACCAGGAAGUUUAUAUUUGGAUUUCCAAAAAACUGGAAACAAUAUGUUGAUGAUUUGUUACAAGAAUUAAGGACAUUUUCUAAGAAAGGAAAAAAAUGUAAAUUGGACCAACAAAAAACAGAUAAAUCUGUCUUUGACACAAAGAUGAAAAAAAGUGAUACAUCAGAAGAAACUGGAACAGAAGUGGUCUCCAAAAAUGCCAAAACUAAAAAUACUACUUUUGAUGUUUCUGAAAACUGCUCUGAAAUACCUAUUGAGUGUAAUGCUUUACAUAGAGCUACAGAACUAAACAUGUUUCAUACUGAUCAGCAUCAUAAAGAACCUUUAAAAUUGCAGCGUGAUGAACAUAAUUGUGAUAAUCAAAUGAAUGUCACUUUCCAAACUGGAGGAAAAACCUAUCUACCUAAAGAGGAAUCAACUUCAAAAAAUGAAAGUAAACUGAUGACUUCUCCAAAGAAAACCAAAAAUCAUGAAGCUAAAACAAAUGAAACAAUAUUUAAAAGUCUAAAGAGAGUAAGAAAGAAUGUGGCUAAAGACAUCACUCAAGAGUUGAUUGAGUCCAUUGAUACACAGUCUUCAAGGGAAGAGUUUCUUUCAGAUACAGAAAAAAUGGAAUGUAUGAAUAAUAUAAAGAAGAAACUUACUGUCAUGUUAACACCAAUGAAUUCUAAAAAGACACUGGAGCAAAAAUGUAAAGAUAAUAAUUUGUCCACUGACACCAUGAAAAGAAUCUCAGAGCUUGCUUUGCCAAAGCAUAAAAAUGGUGGCAACAAAGCUGACUUGAGGAAAAAUAAAAACAACAGAUUUUUAAGGUCUUUAGAAAAGACAUUUGGAAGUGGCUUAGUACACAAAACUGAGGAUGAGGAUGAUACUGGCAUAUAUGCUUCAGUCACCAUCAACCAGAAAAUUAAAAUGUCAUCACCUCCAAAGGAGCAAAGUUCUACUUCUGACUCUGAGAGAAAAAUAAAAAAGUCAUUAAGACUAAAGAGAAUUGAACCUUCUGGAAAUAUUUUGUCCCACAAAAUUCAAACCAAGGUGACAGAGAUCUCUGGUCAAGAAAGUGAAACAGAAGAGGAAUCCAGAAAGAAGGCUCAACUUGGCAUGAAAACAAGGCAGAAGGAAACCAAGGAAACUGUAAUUAACCAGUCAAAAUGCAAAAGGAAAGAUACUAAGAAAAGCCCAGUAAUAUUGGAACAAGAAAGUGAAGAGAGCGAUAAAGAUAUUCACUCUAAGACAAAGAAACCUACCUCUUCUUCCAGCAAAACUUCUGUUCGGAAGAUUGGUAACCGGAAAAAGUUUUCAUCAGCAGAGGUGAUGGGAUCUAGAAAAAUAAAGGAUCAGCCUUUGGAGUGCUUUCCAGAUUUAAUUAAAGAGGAUAACUGGACUGAGAAGGAGUUACAGAAAUUUCCAGGGGCUUUGUCAUCUGUGCCAAAACAAAAACGUGGUUUCCGGUUGAAUGUAGCCACCUCUAUGGGACCUCGGACUACCGAAGAAUCCCAGAAGAAACAUACAGAAGAGCACCAAGAAAGAGGUUCUAGGAAACGUGCCAUCAAGAAAAUGGUACCCGGCUCCAAAGUCUCAAAUGGCACAGAAGUUGAUACUGAUACAAACCAACCUGUAAGGAUAACUGCCAGAGUGGGAACUCUAAAAAGAAAACAGCAGAUGAGAGAUUUCUUAGAACAACUGCCUAAGGAUGAUCAUGAUGAUAUGUUCAGUGGAUCGCCUUUGCAUAAGCAAAGAAUACAGUUACCAAAUUUUGAAGUCAGUCAGGAUGAUGAUUUCCCACAUAUGGACAGAGAUCCAACAACUCCAUCUUCAGUAAUUUAUCCCUUGGCAAAAACCCCCCAGUGUCAACAUGUCAGCCCUGGUAUGCUGGAAUCUGUUAACAGGAAAGAUUGUGAUAAAUAUGUGUUUCAAAUGCAAAAGGAGAAUAAAAGUUAUGGUGGUAUGGUAUGGGCCAAUGUCAAGAAGAAACCGGUUGGAUCUGAUUUUACAACUCCAACAUCUAGAAGAACUCAGUUUAAUAGAGGAAUGAAAUCUGAUAUUGGAAAACUCUUCAGUUAUACGACAAAACUGAAUUUUGAUGAAGAAGAACAAGAUGAUUAUUUCUCCAACUCUGAUUCUGCAGAGUAAAAUCAGAACACACGAAUUCCAGCGUUUAUUUAACAUCAUAACACACACUUGUAUAUAAAGUACAGUGUAUUUGUAUUAAUUUGAAAUGUCAAUAUUUUCUCUGUGAAAUUGUUUUACAUAUGUUUAUUUUUUACUUUUCUAUUUUAGUGUAUAA